AUGAAGAGUCUAGCUGCCAUUGCGUUUAUUUUGUGUCUGGCGUCCGCGCACAAAUCCGGCGACGUCAAACAUAAAUGGUGGAGCAUUCCGGAACCGGUGGCCACUGUUGGCAAGUUAUUUUACUUCAAAAUUCCUCAUGACUCGGUCGUCGACAACACCAGUCCUAUUGACUUUUUGGGUCAAGAUGGUGGUGGUCUUCCAAGUUGGUUAGUGCAAGGUAAGGAUGAGCUUGAAGGAAUACCUGGACCUGAGGAUGUUCGUGAUCAUUUGUUGGUAAGAGCAGGAGACAAAAGUCGUCGGAUGGUUUCUGAUGUAGCGUCUAUCAGAGUUGCGCCUUUGAAAUGGAAAAAUGUUCGAAAUAAUAAACGAUGUAAAAAUUCUGAAGAUUCUAUUUUGCUAUGCCUUGUUAUUGGUAUGAAUUUCAAGAGUAUACAACCUUUACAAAGGCUUAUUGCACUGAAAAAUUUGGCGGGAUUUUUAAGUCUUCCUCAAGAUGCUGUAUUAUUAGUGCCUCAAGAAAGUGUGUCUUCUUGGUUAAUCGACUACUUAGUAACAUCUGAACGCCAAUCACAUAAAAAACAUCAAUUUAAUGACACAUCGUUUGUCCUUUGGGAGGUUGGAUGUGGAGGUGAUAUUUUGCAAGAACAUAUUGACCAUGUAAGGCAAAUGCAGAGUAAUACAGUGGAUGGAACAUUGUCUGAAGUAUUGCAGUUACCAGUUACCAGUUGGAGACUGGUCAAUUCAUUAAACCCUUUACGUGGCCGUCGUCAGGUGAUGAUGACCCGCUCAAAACAAGACCCAAAUUCAGAAAAUACUGCCGAAGUCGAUUAUAAUGAUGACAGUUUGACCAAAAAUCUAAAUAAUCCACCUAACGAUAAUAAUGAUGAAGAUGAAGAAGAAGAAAUUAUUCCUGAUACUAGACAAACUAUUAUUGAACCAUCUCCAGUAUAUAUACCUCAUCAAUAUGACACCGAUCAUUAUCGUAGACAUCAUCGUAGAGAUGAAUCUGUACUGAAUAUUCCAAAAGACAUUAUUAACUCUACGCCUGUCCAAAAUAUGAAAUUAUCUCCAACUCUUGACUUAAAUGGAGCCAUUGGAUCGUUUGAGAACAUUCUGCCAACACCUUCAUUCUACGAGCAAAAGUCUUCCACUCCUACUACCCAAGAAUCUGAGUCUGUAGGUAUGGGUGAUUCGUAUGAUGUAACAACCAUACCAGAUGAUAUAUCUACUGAAACUCCUAACCUGGUGACAGACAAGAUAAAGGAUAUCAUUAAUGAGUAUUCUGUUAGUACUUCAACUACUACAACAACAUCAAAUGGGGAAAAUCCUAACACAUCACCAAUAAUUAAACAUAAGUUACCCAAACUUGCUAUUACAGCUGGCAAACCAUUUAAAUAUCCAAUUCCCGACAAUAUAUUCUAUGAUACUGAAGAUGGAGAUGCAAAACACUUAAAAUUGGCGCUGUUGAACACUGAUCCAUCUCUAUUAUCAUGGGUCGAGUUUGAUGCUGAAAAACAAAUCUUACUUGCUUUGCCUUUGGAGGAUCAUGUAUCAAAAUGGGAAGUAGUAAUUGAAGCAAAAGAUUCUGGGAAUCUGACUGUUAACAAUACAUUAGAACUGGUAGUUCAACAGCUACCUCACUUACGUGCCAUUAAUCAUCAGUUAACACUACAAAUGCGCUUAAAACAAGACUCAUUAGCAUGGACUCAUCCAGUUAAUUGGAGCUUGGAUAUCAUUGACAGAAUCAGUACAAUUUACUCAACUGAUGUCAAAGAUAUAACAGUCUUAGACUGGCCGAGAGUCUCUAUUUUAGCUGCUAAUAAGGAUAAACAUAGCAUUCAGUUUACCUGGACUAAUGAUACAUUGCCGCGUGACACCUGUCCUAAUGGACAAAUAACUCAAAUUUUAGGAAUUUUAAAACCCGAAAAAGGUAGUAAAAUGAAAUCUGGAAAAUAUUUUGGUUCUUCAGUUGUUUUGGAAGAUGUUAGCUGGCAAGGAUUAGGUAAUUGUGCUUCUACGUCAUUUAUUUCGAGUCAAAAUUAUCAACCUGUGUUGCGCAAUCCAGUUGAUCUUAUUAAUGCCACUUAUGGACAGUUAUUAUCGUAUGUUGUACCAGAGGAUACAUUUUAUGAUCCUGAAGACGGUUCUUCACGUAGAUUGAAAUUGUCCUUAAUGACUAUUGAUCGUACACAAGUCCCAGCAAAUAGCUGGUUGCAAUUUGACACUAAAAACCAAGAAUUCUUUGGAAUUCCGUUGUGGGGUGACAAAAGCUUUUCUGAAUACCAACUUAUUUGUACCGAUCGAGAGGGUAGAUCAAAUCAUGAUAGUUUAGUAGUAUCUAUACGCAAUACAACUAAGCCUUUGCCAUCAGCUGAAUUUGAUAUGAUAUUCAAAACUCCAGAAUUCAAAGAAUUCAAUAAUUCAGCUAAACUUAAAAAAAUAUUUGUUGAACGUGUAGCUAAUCUUUUUAGAGAUAAAAAUACUGCCAACAUUGUUGUUCUUGGAGUCAGUUCAGUAAACGGUAUGACAAUGGUGACAUGGUACAAUAAAACAUUAGAAAUUGAUCGGUGUGAUGAAGAAAAGGUUCUACAACUAAGACGAAUCUUAUUGAAUGAAGAUGAAAAGUUGUCUGAAAAUGUAACAAAAAAUAUGAAACCAUCAUUCAAUGUAGUUGGAGCACACGUUACGCCUUCUGGGAUGUGUGAAGGUGGAUUUACCGAAGUUCGACCACCAAAAACUCCCAACAAUGUUACACCUCGCGAUGACAAUAUUUUGCUUUUAUUUGACAAAUCAGAACAGUAUUUUUCAACAUUUAUUAUUCCAGCCAUCAUAAUUUUAGCUAUGAUGCUAUUUGCUGGAUUAUUGGCUUGUUUAUUGUAUCGCCGAAGACCAUCGUCAAAGUUAAGAAUUGGUGAUGAUGAAAGACAAAGUUUCCGAAGUCGUGGUAUUCCAGUUAUUUUUCAAGAUGAGUUGGAUGAAAGACUUGAGCCCACAAAUAAAACACCAAUAAUCAUGAGAGAAGAAAAGCCUCCUUUACCACCACCUGAAUAUCAAAGAUCACCACCAAUGGCCACCACAGCUUUACUAGCCGAUACAGAAGAUUCGCCAUAUCAGCCUCCACCACCACCUUUCUCAAAUGCUGGCUCCAACCAUAGGUCAAAACCGUCAUCAACUCCGUCAUAUCGCAAACCCCCACCUUAUGUUCCUCCUUAACAAGUCUGAUUCUAAAUUAGUUUUUAAAUUGGUCUUUUACAUCAAUUUGACUGAUUAAUUCCUUUUAGUCAUUAAUUAAAAACUUUUUAAUCAAGUUAUUAUUGUCAUUAUUAUUUAAAUAUUAUUAACAAACAAAAAUAGUGUUCACAAUAACAUUAUUAUUACAUUUUUUUUAUCUAUUUUACAAUCUAUUAUUUUGAAUGCCUUUUAGCAAUAACAAUUAUUAUUUUCAUAGUAAUCGGUAUAUUUUUUCUAUAAUUGUGAGUAGUUUGUUAAAUGAUUUUUUCAGGUGUUAGACAUUAGUGUAAUGUAAUAUUAUGUUAAGUAACUAGUAAGCAUUUAUUAUUCAUUUUACCGUUCAUAAUUUCUCCCAACCCUCGCUUAUUGUUCUAUGCGUAGACUGUGAGUUUGUGUAGUAAUUAUUCAUAAAUAAUUAAAAUUAUAUAACUUAAUAUUCUACAUAGUUAAUGUAUUAUUUUUUUUUUACAUAUUUGCAAUGUUUUUAUAAUCAAUUUUUUUUUUAUCAAAUUUAUUGAUAUUAUUACUAAAAAGACAAACGACAUAAUUGUUCUGCCUCUUUUAUCAUAUUUUGUAAAUAUUAGUUUAAUCUGUGGUUUAAUAUUAUUAUAAUAAAUUGACAGGUUUAAUAAUAAGAAUUAUAAAAAAAAUUAAAUUAUAACAAUUUUGUUCAGUUUUGAGAUUUGUUUUCACUAAACCAUGACCGAAACAAUAAUGUAUAUAAAUAUUAUACUCUAUGGGCUAGACUUAUUUAUUUUUUGUUAUUCAACUAACAUAAUAUUAAAAACAAUAUAGUAUUGAAAAGAAAUUGUUUAUACCUAAUUUUGCUUCAAAGUAAUUUAUUAGAUAGUGGUUUUGGUGAGUGUAAAUGUUAAUUGUUGUACUUAAAACAAUUAUUUUUGUGCAGAAGUCUGAGGAUUUCACAUCAUUUAGUAUGUUUAGUUAAUGAUAAUUUAUAUUUUUUCUGUAUCUUUUAGAGGAUAUUGUAAUA
Myzus persicae (green peach aphid) is the source of this 4222-nucleotide messenger RNA. Its product is annotated as dystroglycan-like. Lineage: Eukaryota; Metazoa; Arthropoda; Insecta; Hemiptera; Aphididae. Gene Ontology annotation, biological process: muscle attachment; axon guidance; morphogenesis of an epithelium. The record is from RefSeq and is a predicted model, not a curated record. The transcript has 15 exons. Bases 1 to 3213 code for a protein of 1070 amino acids. Gene Ontology annotation, cellular component: dystrophin-associated glycoprotein complex; dystroglycan complex; sarcolemma. Gene Ontology annotation, molecular function: calcium ion binding; laminin binding.